AAAAAGAGUGCAAGUGUUAAGCGUGUACUAAAUAGGCUAUUUUGAACUUACUCUCAUACAUAAAUGACCAUUUUUGUCAUGUUGUCCAAAAACAAGGGACUGUUAUUAGAAAGGGAGCAAUUGGAAGGAAAUCAGAGAAAGAUGGAUCCUCCUCCUCACUCGCAAACACAGAUAUCGAAUAACUGGCGUGGUGCCAAAUUUAUUUGGCGUGCUGUUCUCAUCUUCAAUCUCGGUCUAGGAGCUUACCUAUUUGCAAGGCCUGCUAAGAAGGAUAAAAAGGCUACCACUAGACAACCCAUUACUCCAGCUGAGACUACUAUUCCCACUCCACUCGCUCCCCACAAUUUUGAACCCAUCUUUUCUCCUAUUCCAGAGCCUGUGAAGGUAGCAGAGUCCCUUUAUGUAGAGCGGCAACACAGUUUUUUCGGAUCGAUGCUAAAAGAUAAAGAGGAAGGUCAAACUUCAAAACUGAGAAGAGAAGAAGAUAAUCAAUGAAGAAAAGCUCUACUGAAGCAGUUCGUAAGCAGAUUCCAUCCCAAAGAUCUGAUGUAAUGUAGAUGUUUCGUAAUUCAAAAAUUUCGUAGGCUGAGCUUAGUUACUGAACCGUCAUUUACGACGUGGCAUUUUUUUUUGCCACCUUCAAUCUAAUUGAUACUGCUGCUUUUUGAGUAGGCAGUAUGGAUAAUAGAUGAUUCGGUACAGCAGAAUGUUUUAUUGCCAGUGGAGGAAACUAAUGGAGCUAAUCGAGUUCCAUGACUGUUUCAUUUAUCUAAAUGAACUUUUUCCCA
Molecule: messenger RNA, 788 nt
Organism: Capsicum annuum
Lineage: Eukaryota; Viridiplantae; Streptophyta; Magnoliopsida; Solanales; Solanaceae
Exons: 2
Coding region: 64-495 (143 amino acids)
Source: RefSeq, a predicted model, not a curated record